CUCGACCACGCGACCGAGACUAGACCUCAGAUCCCCGUGUGGAAGCUUCGGUCCAACUCGUCACAAUGGUCGGCACAAGCCCAGCAUCCAGAUGGCACAAACUUCGUACGAUCCUGAGGAUACGCCACGGCCCCGGCGCGGCAAUACUCCCUCCGUCUGUGACGAGAAUACACAUGGAGUUCGCGAAGACGUAUAACGACGGCCACAUGGGACCCAGGAGAUUCUGGCGCGACAUGCUCCCCCGGCUAAAAUACUACAACCCGGCCAUCCCCAUGAUCGUGAACCGCAAGGAGACAAACGAAGGCACCGCCGUCAUGUCCGUCUACUUCCGCAAGGACGACGCCCCAGUAGCAGCGGGCCAAGAGCCCGUCGUCCGCGUCCAGCCGCCCUCAUCCGCCAUCGACGCCUCCAAAGCCGUCGACCCCGCCGCCGACGAGCGCGUCGUCAAAAUCGAUAUGAAAGGGAAGCCGUCCGACGAGAUCUUCAACCACUUCUUGGCUGAGACGCGUGCCCAGCCCGUCCAAACUACGCCGGAGGAGGAGGCCGAGAUGCGCGAGGUGGUGGAGAUGCAGCGCCAGGGCGCCAUCGACCGGGAGAUUCAAAGGGUUAGGGUGGAGGAGAGACGGCGAGAGAGGGCUAUGCUCGAGAGGGCUAGGACGGCGGGAGCGGCGUAAUAAUGCGCAUGGCACACGCGGGCUCAUGUAUGAAUAUUUGUAUAAAGCUGUACUGUGUACUCCGUAGCAAACACCGAAGCCUCCAGAGUUGAAAGUAAAAUCAGGGGCGUCCU
This is a messenger RNA of Sodiomyces alkalinus F11, 787 nucleotides long. RefSeq lists its product as hypothetical. The record is from RefSeq and is a predicted model, not a curated record. Gene Ontology annotation, molecular function: structural constituent of ribosome. The transcript is spliced from 3 exons. Gene Ontology annotation, cellular component: mitochondrion. Bases 174 to 674 code for a protein of 166 amino acids. NCBI's taxonomy places the organism in Eukaryota, Fungi, Ascomycota, Sordariomycetes, Glomerellales, Plectosphaerellaceae.